GAACGAGUGGCUCCUGCCGUGUCAUCGCGUCGCUCGAAACGCCGAGGCCGAUCCAAGCAACGGCGGUCGCUGCCCGCCGCAAGCAGCAUUGCCUCGCGCCGUCGCGGGCCGUUCCUAGCAGCUCUCACCACUGCUUCCCGGCUUCCCUCCGCCGCCUCCUCCAAAGAUGUCCCCCUCGCUCGUCCCCACCACCUCCGGCGGGCUUCACGUCUGCCCGUCCCCGCCUCGGCCGCGGCGGCGCCGAUGCUGCCACGUCACGGCUGCCGCGCUCCCGCCGGCGUCGGACGGCGUCGGCCGCCGCGCCGUCUCCCUGGCCGGCGUCGCCGCCUGGCUCACCACUGCUGUCGGGCGGGCGGACGCGGCCAGUCCAUUGGACAAGUACGUCAAGAGGAAGAAGCUGGAGCCUCUGGAGACCUACGUUCCGGCUGUGCUGCUGACUAUUGACCAGUUCGUUGAUCUAGAGAAAUCCUUACAAUUUGAGAAACCAAGGUUCGACGAGACCAGAUCAUUACUUCGCUCCGGACCAGCAUCAUCUCUACGAAUCAACAUUCGGGCAGUGGCACAAUAUGCUGACAGUAAUGGUCAAGGCAAAGCUGCAUCAGACGCUGUGGACGAAUGCUUACGAGCAUUGGAAGAUCUCGACUCGCUGCUACUACAUGCAUCACGGAAUGACCCCUCAGCAUCCGUUGAGACCAUGAGGAGCAAGAUCAGUGUUGCCCUUGGAGCAUUAGACAAUCUCUUGCAAACUGUGCCAUCUGCAGUCCUGGAUAAAGGAAAGGCGAUUGCUGAUGCAUACCGGACUCCCGCAGAUGAAUAUGUUGAGGAAAAUGCUGCCGAGUUGGAUCCCAAGCUGAAACAGUUGGAGGAUAUUCUUUAAGGCUGAAUUUUGUUAGGUUCAACCUUAUGUAUUGACUACUUCCGGCGAUGCGACUAUAUUGUAGAGUGAAAUGGAGAAAAAAUCGGCACAUCAAUUAUUUUUAUUUUUAUUUUUGCAAUACUUCAUUAUGUUUAUACUAUACCUGCUUAGCUAAUCCAAUUGUUUGAAUGGUAAA
This is a messenger RNA of Panicum hallii, 1052 nucleotides long. RefSeq lists its product as uncharacterized. Bases 167 to 877 code for a protein of 236 amino acids. The record is from RefSeq and is a predicted model, not a curated record. The transcript is spliced from 7 exons. Lineage: Eukaryota; Viridiplantae; Streptophyta; Magnoliopsida; Poales; Poaceae.